AUGAACUCCAGUGCUUUAUACCACUGUGCUCUCUACACCCUGAGUCUGGCACUGCUUGUCUCUGGAAAUGUCCACCCGGAAUGUGAUUUUAUGACAGAGCUGAAGAAAAAGGAGGCUGAAUGUCUGGAUGACCCAGAAAAGCAUGGAAAUGUAACGCCAGCAGGUUGCAAGGGAAUGUGGGACAAAUUACUGUGCUGGCCGGAGGCAGAUGCUGGAGAGACUGUUGCCUUACUAUGCCCAAAUAUCCUUUUUCACUUCAUGAAGGAGCCAGCUGGGAUAGUAAAAAGGAACUGCACAAGGAAAGGCUGGUCUGACCCAUUCCCUCCCUACCAUAUUGCUUGUCCAGUAGAAGAUGAGAUUCCACUUGAAGAAAAAUCCUAUUUUUCUACUAUAAAGAUCAUCUACACUGUAGGAUACAGUGUAUCAAUCACCUCACUCAUUAUUGCUGUGACAGUUCUUAUUGCAUUCAGGAGGCUUCGCUGCCCCAGAAAUUAUAUCCACAUACAGCUCUUUUUUACUUUUAUCUUAAAAGCUAUUGCCGUUUUCGUUAAGGAUGCUGUCCUUUUCCAAGAGGAAGACAUUGAUCAUUGCACCUUCUCUACAACGGAAUGCAAGAUCUCAGUUGUUUUCUGUCACUACUUCAUGAUGACCAAUUUCAUGUGGCUGCUAGUAGAGGCUCUUUACCUAAACUGUCUACUACUCUCAUCCCUUUCUCAUGGAAGAAGAUAUUUUUGGUGGCUUGUUCUCUUUGGCUGGGGUUUUCCAACAGUUUUCACCCUUGUAUGGAUAUUAGCAAAAUUCUACUUUGAAGACACAGCAUGCUGGGAUAUUAAUCAAGGCUCUCCUUACUGGUGGCUAAUCAAAGGACCUAUUAUAAUUUCUGUUGGGGUCAAUUUUGUCCUAUUUAUCAACAUCAUCAGAAUUUUGCUGAAAAAACUAGACCCUAGACAAAUCAACUUCAAUAACUCUUCUCAAUACAGACGUCUCUCAAGGUCAACUCUACUUCUAAUUCCGUUAUUUGGAACCCAUUAUAUUGUCUUCAACUUUCUCCCGGAAUAUACCAGCUUGGAUGUUCGGCUUUACUUGGAGCUCUGCAUUGGAUCUUUUCAGGGGUUUCUUGUAGCAGUUCUUUACUGUUUCCUGAACCAAGAGGCUACUCCCAAGCAGUAUUUCACCAUAAAUUAG
Messenger RNA from Falco peregrinus (peregrine falcon), 1185 nucleotides. RefSeq names its product growth hormone releasing hormone receptor (gene GHRHR). The record is from RefSeq and is a predicted model, not a curated record. The transcript has 13 exons. Gene Ontology annotation, molecular function: growth hormone-releasing hormone receptor activity; G protein-coupled peptide receptor activity; peptide hormone binding. Bases 1 to 1185 code for a protein of 394 amino acids. Gene Ontology annotation, biological process: cell surface receptor signaling pathway; positive regulation of cell population proliferation; adenylate cyclase-activating G protein-coupled receptor signaling pathway. Lineage: Eukaryota; Metazoa; Chordata; Aves; Falconiformes; Falconidae. Gene Ontology annotation, cellular component: plasma membrane.